Aspergillus niger is the source of this 1713-nucleotide messenger RNA. RefSeq lists its product as uncharacterized. Bases 1 to 1713 code for a protein of 570 amino acids. The transcript is spliced from 2 exons. The record is from RefSeq and is a predicted model, not a curated record. NCBI's taxonomy places the organism in Eukaryota, Fungi, Ascomycota, Eurotiomycetes, Eurotiales, Aspergillaceae.
AUGUCGUCCCCCAUCCCUAAGCUCCUCCGCGAGUCGAGCGACCUCACCAUCACCUCCGCCUCCACCCCCAGCACAACCACCUCCACCCAUAUCAUUCCUACGAAUAAUGUAACCUACACCCGCGCCUCCCGAAAGCCGUCCACCAAGCUCACCACCCUCAAUCCCUUCCGCAAAUGCACCUCCCGACAAAAACAACACCACACUCGUUUCCAAUUAUCUCACCAACCUCUCUUCCGCAACUCCCUCCUCGCCGGCGUCGGCUUCCUCGAGCUCGCCAACGCAGCCGACUUUGCCGCCAAUGUAUGGAACCAGAUCCCCGUCCCGAAAUACGCGAUGGUGUUUAUGGCUAUCGGUGGACCAAUCGCUCUCCUCAUAACCUUAGUUGCUGCUCGAGACUUCUACCUGAGUUACACGAACGUGCAGCUACUCCUGAAAGAACGUCGGUACCUGCGCGAGUUACUUGAUUCCGUUACCACCACAACCACAACCACAACAACAACACAAAACACAAACACUAAUACGCAAGCCGAAAUCCUCCUACGGAGUAGACUAAGCGUCAACUUCCGCGAACUCGGCACCGAAAUCGUCGACCGCAUCCUCAUGGACGCGCUGAUGGGAUUCGGCGCGCUCCUCGUCGGCACGGGCACCAUCAUGGCGAUCUUCGGAGCGAACCACCACGUCUACGUCGCGAGUAACUUGCUGAGCGGGUAUAUAGGCAAUGGAUUAGCAGCAGUAUUUGGGCUCGUCAAUGCGAUCUGGUCGGGAUAUUUGGUAGGCAGGUUUCAGGUUUGCUGGGGUGUUUGCCUUAAUAUCACCGAUACAAACACCACAACAAGGGAGGUAAACAACCAUGUGACGGAAGUCACCACCAUCACCACCACAGAUACAGACCUGGAAGCAGAAGUGAAAAUGUACAAAGACCCCCUGAAGCUCCGCUUCCGCAGCUUGCAAUUCCAUGCGCUCGUUAAUGGGAUCAACGGGCUUGUGGCCGGCGCAGCGAGCAUGGUUACGGCGACGAUGUGGUACGGGGUCAGGGUCGGGUAUGAUCGGCCUUUGUUGUCUUCGAGUACUUCUGCUUCGUUGUUGUCAACUGCGGGUGCAGGAAGGCGAGGUGCUGGUGGUGGUGGUACAGCUACCCCUACUACCAAUGGGAAUGGGGGGAGUGGAGGGAAUGAAAAAACCGACCUCCUCCUCGACCUCAGCAGUGCGACACAUCUCCAUCGCAUGCUUGCAUCAUCCACCAAAGACAGUGGGAUACAGUUACCCCGACACAUCCUCAACCGCCAGAACCCAUCGUCCGUCAUGUCUUUCCUUACCCGGAAUGGCAUGUUCGAGGGGUUCUGCGUCUGGAUUGAUCACGAUAAAACCCUAGAAAGGGGCGUGGAGGAUUUACUUGAUCUGGACUCAUUAACAACCUCCCCUGAGGGGAAUAACAAUAACGAAAAGCCUAACGAGGAAACUAUCAAUGAAGAAGAGGAGAAGGGCAUGGAAAUCUCCCUCACAGCCGACGACUUCCUGACUCUCGCGCGUCACGACAGCGACAUUUUCCUGCGGAAGAUGAACGAGUAUCUGGAUGGGAAUGUGUGUCGGGCGGUGGCGUAUCGCGAGAGGUUUUUGUUGGAGGUGUUGGGGGUGGUUGUCUAUUUGGAAUCUAUCCCUAAGGAUAAUGACGAGGUGGAGAGGAAGAGGAGGUGGUGGUUUGGGUGUUUAUGA